GGGAGGAAGUUUUUCUCUUCUCUGACCAUCGGGAAUGACAGAAGCGAGGAGAGGAGAGGAGAAGCCAGUUGGUUAUGGCGACGUGACGAUGAUGAGCAUAAAGAGCAGGAGAUAACGUGAAUAAAGGGAGAAAAGAAGGAGAUGAAAAGAGUGAAAACAGAGUGACAGACCAAGACGGAGUGAGGGCUGAGAAGAAAAAACUGGGAGAAAGAGAACAAGAAAGCCGAGAAAACGGAGAGAAGGGAGGGCUGACAGUGAAACAGAGACGAGGGAGAGGGAGGAAAUCGAAUUUGAAGAGAGUGAGAUCGAACAGAAAGAGAGAGUGAGAAACAAGGAGAAAAAGAAAAAGAAGAUACCGAGGGAGAGAGGCGGAAGAGAAACUUGAGGAGAGGAAUAUCUACUCUGGUUUGGUGACCAACAGUAGAGGCCGAGCUUCAGAACUGGAAGUAAGGAAGAGGCGACCGUGGGAGCCUGGUUCAGCGUGUGGCUUUGCUAUCCCUUUUUGAGAUUGAAAUAAGUGAAGAAGAGAUCGUCAGAUAUGGUAGUGACCUUGGAAAAGAUAAUUGUUUAUUAAAGACUGGUGCACGUUUUGGAGUUGAAGAAGUUUCCUCGGUCAAAUAAGUCGUUUCUGCUUGUAUAUUGCCUAGCAAGAAACUCUUUGUGAAUGGGGCUUACACAUGAAGCAUAAAUUAAAUCGUCACUAAAACAAAAAAUUUGGUAAAACCAGGGAAAUUGGGAUGGAUUCUAGCAUCAGUGGAAAUUCUUCUCCUACUCGAUCUAAGUGGAGAAAAGUGGCAUAUGGAGGAAUGCAGCCUGGGUUUGAUGACAACCACACUGAUGAGUCUUUCCUUGAAGAGAUGGUAAUGAAUGCUAAUGUUGUGAAACGAGACAUGUUGAAGGUGAUGCAAGACUCAGUUUCCAUAUCUCAGUAUCUGUGCAUUGUCACUCUUAUUGUCUUGGUUUGGAUCUACACCCUUACAUCCACACUUGAUGAGAAGUCCCUCUUGCUUCUUGAUGUGAGCCUCCUUGCAUUGGGUUUCCUCGUUCUUCUAUUUACUGAAGACAUGCUUUCUCUUAGUCUUCUUUUGCAUUAUGUCGUGAACAUCUAUUUUUUUGCCUCGGCGUUGUAUGUUUUAGCUCCUAUCUACCAAACCUUGACAAGGUCCAUAAGCUCUGACUCAAUAUGGGCAUUAACCAUUUCUCUUCUCAUACUCCAUCUCUUCUUGCAUGACUACUCAGGAUCCACCAUUAGAGCUCCUGGAGCUCUGAAAAAUCCCAACUUGACUAGUUGUAUUUCUUUAAAUGCUUCUGUGGUGGCAUCUGUUUUCAUUGCUUCUCGCCUUCCCUCCAGACUGCACGUAUUUGCUGUAAUGCUGUUCUCCUUGCAAGUCUUCCUUUUCGCUCCGUUAGUCACUUAUUGUAUUAAAAAAUAUUCUAAGUGCUUGCACUUUUUGCUUUCUUUUGCAUUGAUGGGGGUAACUCUGGUGUCUGUAUAUGCACUGCAUCGGUUACUCUUUGUGCUAUUGUUAGGUCUAUUGAUUUUUGUGAAUUUGGUGUGCCCUUACUGGCUGAUAAGGAUUCAAGAAUACAAGUUUGAGAUCAAUGGACCUUGGGAUGAAGCGAAGCUCUGCUUUGACAUUACAGAUUGAGAUCUUCAAUCCAGACCAUUUUGAACAUAUAUGAUUGAAUCUGUCCUGGUGAUUCCGAAGAUGAGUACUGGUUUCUAACUAAAUGUUCUCUGUAGUCUGCAUCAAAAGGGGAUGAAUUUCUGAUUGUUACAGAUAAAAUCGUAACUUGGAGAUUUGUUGAUUUAUGGCCUUGGCCUUGGAACUAGCGCCUGGGAUUUCUAGCAAACAGACUUCUCCACAGCUUCUAGAGAUUUUGGCUUGUAAUGAUACAAUGUAGAAGCUGGUAUCAUGGCUUGAUGUAAUAUGGUUCAACGACAAAGCAAUAUUUUGAUCGGACUUCGAAACAAUCAAGUUUAUGUGAAGUCGAGAAGCCAUUGUUGUAACAAGUUUUCUCUUUCACAAAGUGUUAUAUUUUUUAACUCAUCA
This is a messenger RNA of Carica papaya (papaya), 2054 nucleotides long. It is a transcript of the gene SETH1, whose product is annotated as phosphatidylinositolglycan synthase family protein. Lineage: Eukaryota; Viridiplantae; Streptophyta; Magnoliopsida; Brassicales; Caricaceae. The record is from RefSeq and is a predicted model, not a curated record. Gene Ontology annotation, cellular component: membrane; glycosylphosphatidylinositol-N-acetylglucosaminyltransferase (GPI-GnT) complex. Gene Ontology annotation, biological process: GPI anchor biosynthetic process.